UUGUUAUUGAUCUUCUUACUGGUAUACAGAUGUACUCAUUUUAAUUUAAUUUUUAGAUCUUCCAGAAGUUUGCUAAAUUAUAUAACAAUGCCUUUGAGAAAAUCAAGAUCGAGUGCUGUUGAGAAAGCCUUGUCUCCUGAAGAACAGCAAGCAAAGAUAAAUGAAGUUCGAAGGAUGAUUGGUCCAUUGUCGGAAGCAAUGCCAGACUUCUGUUCAGAUGCUUCAAUAUCAAGGUACCUCCGGUCAAGAAACUGGAAUGCAGAAAAGGCAAGUAAAAUGCUGAAAGAGACUGUGAAAUGGAGAUUGAAAUACAAGCCAGAAGCCAUUCGCUGGGAAGAUGUUGCCCAUGAAGCUGCUACUGGAAAGAUUUACCGGGCUGAUUACUUUGACAAAUAUGGAAGAUCUGUUCUUGUUAUGAGGCCUGGAUUUCAGAAGGAAGGGAAGCUCUCGUCAACUGAGUCUACAGUGAGGAAGGCAGAGGAUGUGGUGAGCAGCAUGCUGGCCAAGGGUUUUGUCCUGAGCAAGGAUGCCCUCAAGAGAGCAAUCCUAGGAUAG
Molecule: messenger RNA, 555 nt
Organism: Phoenix dactylifera (date palm)
Lineage: Eukaryota; Viridiplantae; Streptophyta; Magnoliopsida; Arecales; Arecaceae
Source: RefSeq, a predicted model, not a curated record